Populus trichocarpa (black cottonwood) is the source of this 2895-nucleotide messenger RNA. Its product is annotated as G-type lectin S-receptor-like serine/threonine-protein kinase At1g34300. Gene Ontology annotation, biological process: protein phosphorylation; recognition of pollen. Gene Ontology annotation, molecular function: protein serine/threonine kinase activity; ATP binding. The record is from RefSeq and is a predicted model, not a curated record. The transcript has a single exon. Lineage: Eukaryota; Viridiplantae; Streptophyta; Magnoliopsida; Malpighiales; Salicaceae. The coding region runs from base 290 to 2719 and encodes 809 amino acids.
AGAAUUUCUACUAGAGACCUUCGGUUCUUAAUUUAGACUGUAUUCCUUGUUCAAAGUCUUCUAUUCUGUCUGGCCUUCCGGCGUACGCAAUGAAUUUUCUCAAGGUUCUAAACCAAUUUUUCCCUUGGUUUUUACUUUUCUUUGUUUUGUCUUUAUUUUCUUGGAAAAUCGAGAUAGUCCAACAUUAGACAUGGGAAAAUCCUCACUUCUUUUGCAUUUAUAAGACAUCGAGAAAUCAACUAACCACUUGCUCAGCCUCAAUUGUGCCCACACAAAAAUAAAAAAUAUAAUGAACUUCUGCUUUCUUCUCCUCCUCCAGCUUCCUCUCCUUCUCGUCUUCACGACUACUUCCACAGCAAACAUACCACCAGGCUCCUCUCUUUAUGCCUCCAACACAAGCCAAACCUGGUCGUCUCCAAACAACACUUUCUUUCUAGGCUUUACCCAAGUGGAUCCCACUUCCUACACCGUUUCCAUCUCCCAUAGUACUGCUGGAGUUUCCAUCUGGACAACUGGCAAUGUUGUUGCUGGCACUGCCUCUGCAGCUGUCAUUGACUACGGUGUAGAAUUCCAGUUCCUCCGCAACGGAAAUCUCCGUCUCAUCAACGGUUCAGGUGCCCCCGUGUGGACCUCCAACACUGGCAACCUUGGUGUCACUUCUGCUUCACUUGAUGACACUGGAAACCUGGUACUGAAAGCCGGCAGUAUCAAUGUCUGGUCCAGUUUUGAAAACCCAACCGACACUCUUGUCCCGUCACAGAAUUUAACUGUAAACCAAACUUUGCGAUCAGGGGUUUACUCUUUCCGGCUUCUAAGCAGUGGAAAUAUGAGCUUGACAUGGAACGACAGUGUUGUGUACUGGAAUCAAGGCUUGAGUUCUGCUUUGAAGUUGACUUCUCCAACCUUGCAGUUGAAGUCAAAUGGGAUUUUAACUCUUUUAGAUGCUGGUUCGCAGAUGUCUGUUGCUUUUGGCAAUGAUUAUGGAGAAGGGGGUGAGGUAAUGAGAUUUUUGAGGUUAGGUAGCGAUGGGAAUUUGAGAAUGUAUAGUGGUGGAACUACAACUAUGACAUGGGCUGCUUUAGCAGAUCAGUGUCAGGUUUAUGGAUACUGUGGAAACAUGGGGAUCUGUAGUUACAACGAGUCAAGUUUGAGUCCGAUUUGCAAAUGCCCAUCUCUGAAUUUUGAGGCUGUGGAUGUGAAUGAUAGUAGAAAAGGGUGUAAGAGAAAAGUGGAGGUUGCGGAUUGUGCAGGGAACGUAACAAUGCUGGAGUUAAAGCAGACUAAAUUUCUUACUUUCCAGGCUCAGCAAAUUGUUACCAUUGGGAUAACAGCUUGCAGAGUGAAUUGUUUAUCAAGCACUUCUUGCAUGGCUUGCACUUCUACAUCAGACACAUAUGUACUAUAUUGUUACAUGAAAAACACACCUGAUUUUGUUAGUGGAUAUCAGGGUCCAGUGCUUCUUAGUACUUCUUAUAUUAAGGUUUGUGGACCAGUGCAACCAAAUCCUUUGCCUUCUGACCAGAUUGGUGGAGAUAAAAAGUUCCGGGAAUCGCGGGGUUGGAAAGUUGGUGUCUUGGUUACAGGCACUAUUUGGGGUUUGGCUGCUUUAGUGGGUUUGUUUUGGUGGUUUUGUUGCAAAAAUAGUCCCAAAUUUGGAGGUGUGUGGGCUCAGUAUACACUUCUUGAAUAUGCCUCAGGUGCUCCCGUUCAGUUUUCAUACAAGGACCUGCAUCGCUGGACGCAGGGGUUUAAGCAUAAACUUGGAGCAGGAGGGUUUGGAGCUGUUUAUAGAGGAGUUCUUGCUAACAGAACAGUAGUUGCAGCAAAGCAACUUGAGGGAAUUGAACAAGGCGAGAGACAGUUUCGGAUGGAGGUUGCAACUAUAAGCAGUACUCACCAUUUGAAUCUGGUUAGAUUGAUUGGCUUUUGCUCCGAAGGGCGUCACAGGCUUUUAGUAUACGAGUUCAUGAAAAAUGGUUCUUUGGAUCAUUUCCUGUUCUCGACCGAAGAUCAGUCAGGGAAAUUAUUGAAUUGGAAGCGCAGGUUCAACAUUGCUCUUGGGACUGCGAGAGGAAUCACAUAUCUUCAUGAGGAAUGUCGAGAUUGCAUUGUUCAUUGUGAUAUAAAGCCAGAAAACAUUCUCUUGGAUGCGAAUUUCAAUGCCAAGGUGUCUGAUUUUGGCCUAGCGAAGCUUAUAAGCACAAAGGAUCAAAGAUACCGGUCCUUGACUACCAUUAGAGGCACUAGAGGAUAUUUGGCACCAGAAUGGCUAGCAAACCUCCCAAUAACAUCAAAAUCUGAUCUUUACAGUUAUGGUAUGGUUUUGUUGGAGAUUGUGAGUGGGAGGAGGAACUUUGAAGUCUCAGCAGAAAUCAAUCAAAAGAGGUUCUCAGAGUGGGCUUAUGAAGAGUUUGAGAAAGGUAAUGUGGAGACAAUUGUUGACAAGAGACUUGCUGAUCAGGGUGUGGACAUGGAACAAGUGAUGAGAGCUGUUCAGGUUAGCUUUUGGUGCAUUCAGGAGCAUCCCUCUCAAAGACCAACAAUGGGAAAAGUAGUGCAAAUGCUUGAGGGAAUUAUAGAGAUUGCAAGACCACCAGCACCAAAGGCAUUGAUGAAAGGCUCUACUAGUGGAACAAGUACGAAUUUGAGCAGUAAAGAUAGUGCUCAGUCUACUUGUGAAGCCUCAGCUCCACCACCCUCUUCAUCUUCAUCAAUUUAAACUGCAGGCAUAUCCCCUAUAGUUUCAGAGAGGAUUAUGGAGAGGCCAUAUCCAUCAUUGUUAGAAUCAUUUGAAAUAAAAUCUCAUUAGAAUUCAUGGUUUCCACAAGCCCGAUUUCUGUUCAACAAACUUGUAACUACACAAGCAUAAAUUUUUUAAGGUAAACUUUUGCUCAA